This is a messenger RNA of Marasmius oreades (fairy-ring Marasmius), 537 nucleotides long. RefSeq lists its product as uncharacterized. NCBI's taxonomy places the organism in Eukaryota, Fungi, Basidiomycota, Agaricomycetes, Agaricales, Marasmiaceae. Bases 1 to 537 code for a protein of 178 amino acids. The record is from RefSeq and is a predicted model, not a curated record. The transcript is spliced from 4 exons.
AUGAUCGCUAUGCUCUCUGUCGCUCUUGCCCUUCUUUAUACCUUUACUACCCAAGUCUCUGCACAGGCCCCACCCCAAGCUCCAGACAUGUUCAAUGUUUCGCUGGGGACUCAAAAGUUCUUUUACAACCAGUUGCUCGACUUUUCUUUCAGUGGACCUAUCAGUUCCUGCACUGAUAACUGUGCUUCAGUCAAGUCUAUCCUUGCAGGAACCAAUGGGGAUGCCCAGCAACUAUGCAAAAAUGAAACGGUCCAAUCACUUCUGGAAUGUGAACAAUGUAUGUUCACUGCCCUCAUCAAGAACAACAAGCCCAUGCCAGAUCUGAGGGCGGGUUCCACUCCUCUUCUUCAAAGUUACGCUACCUCUUGCACGGAACGAGCUAAGGUUACUUUUCCCCCGAAAAACAUUUCACUCGCUGUGCCUCCAACGUUUGACGGACCAAUGGACAUUUUCGUCCCAACUGUCGGCUUGGUCUUCACUGUCGGAACAGCGACUUUUCUUGCAACAUCUUCGAUAAUCCUGCUUUCCAACAUGUGA